GGCAGCCCAAGUCCAGGCCUUGCUUAGACUAACAUCAAACAUUCAAAUAUCCGUGCUUUGCCAGUGACAUGGGACAUAGUAGUCACGGUGGACUUUUCCUUCCCAGCGACAGACGGCAACAAACACGACAAGGAAAGAAAAUAUCAUAGUCAAAUAUGAACCGAAUAUGCUACCUUCACUUUUCGGAUGGUUUGAACUUUUAUCCGUGAAUUGUUGAUACUACAGCGAAAGGGUGCCCACACCUUCAGUUAGCGCGACAGCUUCACUGCCCAGUUGGCCAGAUGGGAUGCCAAUGCUGUAAGAUGAUUAAAAGGAAUAGGGACCCGGCAGAGAGCUCUCUCUACCAGCCCCACCACCUUCCAGCAGACGGCGGGGACCAGUCCAACAACAAGCAGAAGCAGGACUUUCACAACCUGGGCUUCAGCAACAGCAACAAGUACAACGAUGGAGAAGAUGGAGGACGAGGCCUCAAGCUGGAGAUCGACAACAACCAGAUCAACAGGCUUCACGCCGUGCCCGCCAACCCAGAGAGGGGGCAGGGGAGGGGGCAGGGAGUCAAGCCUUGGGCAGGGGAGGGUGGUGGUGGUGGUAGGGGUCUGUAUAUCCUCCAUCCAGAGGGCCAGGUUCCAAGACGAGAUCCAUCUAAGGGCCCCAGCCAAGUUCCAAUCUACCCUAACACACUCUCCCUGGAUCAUAGUCACCAUCUGACACAUUUGGGUGACAAUGACUCCCACAAGAUUAGGAUGUUCCAAAAUAGCUCGGACCCCUCCUGGCCCGGUGUGGGGUGCUACACCUCGUUGACGGAUGAGCUGGAUGAGGGGGUGGGGGGCACACCUGAGUACCUGUGUGACACAGGGGAUGAGGAGAGCGUCCUGUCUGCGGAUAUUCCAACUAGUACAACUAGCCUGUCCUCGGCAGACACGAAGGAUGAUAGGAGGGCGCCGGACGCCACUACCGUAGAGAACGGGAUCAGGAUCUCGGUGACAAAGAGCGAAGAUGAGGGACGGGAAGAAGAUGAUGUGUAUCACAUCACAGACUCUAUGGUGGCGGAAGCUCUAGCGGCUCUAGAUGCUGCAACCGCCGGGGAGGACUAUGAGGACUAACUCUUUAAAAACUCUUAAAUAUUUUCUACAAGGCCUCUUACUAUUCCAAAAGCACAAUCUAACUUCGAUAUCUAUUCAGCUUCAAUAUCUGCUGCUUUUUUUUACUAAAAUAUGGAUUUAUUUUUUAACAUACUGUAGAUCAUGCAUAUUUGUCUUGUGAGUCACAUGGGCAUACAGUACCAGUCAAAAGUUUCUUUAUUUUUACUAGUUUCUACAUUGUAGAAUAAUAGUGUAGACAUCAAAACUAUGAACUAACACAUAUGGAAUCAUGUAGUAACCAAAAAAGAGUUAAACAAAUCAAAAUAUAUUUUAGAUUCCUCAAAGUUGCCACCCUUUGCCUUGAUGACAGCUUUGCACACUCUUGGCAUUCUCUCAACCAGCCAUCAUUGUAAAUAAGAAUGUGUCCUUAAUUGACUUCCCUAGUUAAAUAAAGGUUCAAUUAAAAAAUUAAAAAUGUAGAAUGCUUCUCUUGGAGGAAUUCACACAUAUGCUAAGCACUUGUUGGCUACUUUUCCUUCACUCUACGGUCCAACUCAUCCCAAACUGUUUCAAUUGGGUUGAGGUUGGGUGAUUGUGGAUUUCAGGUCAUCUGAUGCAGCAUUCCAUCACUCUCCUUCUUGUUCACAUAUGGCCCUUACACAACCUGGAGGUGUGUUUUGGGUCAUUGUCCUGUUGAAAAACUAAUUAUUGUCCUACUAAGCGCAAACCAGAUGGGAUGGCGUAUCACUGCAGAAUGCUGUGGUAGCCAUGCUGGUUAAGUGUGCCUUGAAUUCUAAAUAAAUCACAGACAGUGUCGCCAGCAAAGCACCCCCACACCAUCCCACCUCCUCCUCCACGGUGGAAACCAUACAUGCGGAGAUCAUCCGUUCACCUACUCCGUGUCUCACAAAGACAGAGGUUGGAACCAAAAAUAUCACAUUUGGACUCAUCAGGCUGAAGGACAGAUUUCCACCAGUUUAAUGUCCAUUGAUCGUAUUUCUUAGCCAAUGCUUGUCUCUUCUUCUUAUUGGUGCCCUUUAGUUGUGGUUUCUUUGCAGCAAUUCGACCAUGAAGGCCUGAUUCACGCAGUCUCUGAACAGUUGAUGUUGAGAUGUGUCUGUUACUUGAACUUUGUGAAGCAUUUAUUUGGACAGCAAUCUGAGGUGCAGAGAGCUCUAAUGAAGUUAUCCUCUGCAGCAGAAGUAACUCUGGGUCUUCCUUUCCUGUGGCAGGCCUAAUGAGAUGUUCUGUUUAUCACCCCUACCUUGUCACAAAACAACAGCUUGGCUCAAACGCAUUAAGAAGGAAAGAAUUUCCCCAAAUGUACUUUUAACAACUUGUUAAUUGAAAUGCAUUUCAGGUGACCACCUCAUGAUGCUGGUUGAAUGAAAGCCAAGAGUGUGCGAAGCUGUCGUUUUUAAAUUGUUUUAUUUUACCUUUGUUUAACCAGGUAGGCCAGUUGAGAACAAUUUCUCAUUUACAACUGCGACCUGGCCAAGAUAAAGCAAAGCAGUGUGACAAAACAACAACACAGAGUUACACGUGGGAUAAACAAAUGUACAGUCAAUAACAUAAUAGAAAAAUCUGUAUACAGUGUGUGCAAAUGAAGUAAGGAGGUAAGGCAAUAAAUAGUAUUUACAAUUUAGCAAUUAACACUGGAGUGAUAGAUGUGCAGAUGAGGAUGUGCAAGUAGAAAAACUGGUGUGCAAAAGAGCAGACAAACAAAAACAAAUAUGGGGAUGAGGUAGGUAGUUGGAUGGGCUAUUUACAGAUGGGCUGUGUAUAGCUGCAGCGAUCGGUAAGCUGCUCUGACAGCUGAUGCUUGAAGUUGGUGAGGCAGAUAUAAGUCUCCAACUUCAGUGAUUUUUGCUAUUCGUUCCAGUCAACUGGAAGAAAAGGCAGCCAAAGUAGGUGUUGGCUUUGGGGAUGACCAGUGCAAUGUACCUGCUGGAGUGCUGCUACGGGUGGCUGUUGCUAUGGUGACCAGUGAGCUGAGAUAAGGCAGAGAUUUACCUAGCAAAGUCAUCAAGGCAAAGGAUGGCUACUUUGAAGAAUCUCAAACAUUAAAUAUAUUUUGAUUUGUUUAUCAGUUUUUUGGCUACUACAUGAUUCCAUAUGUGUUAUUUCAUAGUUUUGAUGUCUUCACUAUUAUUCUAAGGAUUAGGUUGCGUAACGGUAGUCUGUUGUGUCAAUGUUUGUUGUACUCUCAGGAGCAAGAGAGAAUAAUACUCUAGACACUCGACUGUAAAUAUUCCCUAAACCUAAUUCCUAAACUACAGUACGUUUUACACUCUUUGGUCUACACUGAGUAUACAAAACAUUAGGAACACCUUCCUAAUAUUGACUUGUAACUCCCCCAGUAGAACAGCCUCAAUUAAUCUGGGCAUGGACUCUAAAAAGGUGUCGAAAGCCUUCCACAGGGAUGCUGGCCUUUGUGUCAAAUUGUCUGUAUGUUCUUUAAGUUGUGGACCAUUUUUGAUACACACGGAAAUUGUUAAGUGUGAAAAACCCAGCAGCGUUUGUAGUUCUUGACACAAACCGGUGUACCAGACACCUACUACUAUACACAGUUCAAAGGCACUUAAAUCUUUUGUCUUGCCCAUUCACCCUCUGAAUGGCACACAUACACAAUCCAUGUGUCUCAAGGCUUAAAAUGCAUUUGCUUACCUGUCUCAUCCCCGUCAUCUACACUGAUUGAAGUGGAUUUAACAAGUGACAUCAAUAAGGGAUCAUACAUUAGCUUUCACCUGGAUACACCUGGGCAGUCGGCAGGUAGCCGACUGGUUAGAGUGUUGGGCCAGUAACUGAAAGGUUACUGGAUUGAAUCCCUGAGCUGACAAGGUAAAAAUCUGUUGUUCUUCCGCUGAGCAAUGUUCCCCAGGCGCUGUGGAUGUCGAUUAAAGCAGGCCACCUCUGAUUCAGAGGGUUUGGGUUAAAUGUGGAAGACACAUUUCAGUUAAAGGCAUUCAGUUGUACAACUGACUAGGUAUCACCCUUUCAGUAUGUUAUGGAAAGAGCAGAUGUUCUUAAUGCUUUGUACACUCAGUGUAUGGUUCUACAUUUCAAUAUUCCACCAAUAUAGUUCUACAGUGCUUAUAGAAUUUAUAUUUCUAUAUUAUGUUCUAUACAUGCUCUAUUCAGUGGACGUAUAUUAAGUACACUCCUAGAAAAAAAGGUUUCUUUGGCUGAACCCUCUGUGGAAAAUGUUUUUCAAAGGGUUAUCGUAUGGGGACAGCCAAAGAACCCUUUUAGGUUCCAGAUAGGUUAUUGCCAUGGCUUUGUUUGUCUUCAGAGAGCUUGCUGUGCUUCAUUGUAUGAACACACAUUGAUAGGUCAUCUCCAGCUAUCUAUUUUUGUAUUGUAUCCAUGUUGAUGUUAUUUUUUUACCAGUUUUUCCUGUUAUUUAUAUCCUGACUGGUUGGCCCAGUCCUUUCAGAGACAUUGCCCAAAGUUUGUAGAAAAUAAUUAGACACGUGAAGAAAAAGACCAUAGUGAGAGGUAACCACAUGGGUUGUUUGUUGUUCCUGUCUGUUGUCUGACCAGUGACGUUAGAUCAGCUUACAACUUCCCAUUGUGAAGCAUACUGAGUUGACCAAGGGCGGACAUGAUGACAUAAGACCCUAUGAAAAGAAGGAAUUAUAUAACUGAUAUUGUCAUGUUCUUACCUUAGUUCCAUUGUUUUUGUCUUUGUUUUAGUAUGGUUAGGGUGUGAGUUGGGGUGGGCAGUCUAUGUUGGUUUUUGAGUUAGGCCUGGUAUGGUUCUCAGAGGCAGCAGUCAAUUGUUGUCCCUGAUUGAGAAUCAUACUUAGGUAGCCUGGGUUACACUUUGGGUUGGUGGGUGUUUGUUUCCCACCUCUUUCAGGAAUACCUAGGAUAGGAUAAAGUAAUCCUUCUCA
Messenger RNA from Oncorhynchus nerka (sockeye salmon), 4978 nucleotides. RefSeq lists its product as uncharacterized. The record is from RefSeq and is a predicted model, not a curated record. The transcript is spliced from 3 exons. The coding region runs from base 282 to 1103 and encodes 273 amino acids. Lineage: Eukaryota; Metazoa; Chordata; Actinopteri; Salmoniformes; Salmonidae.